Messenger RNA from Closterium sp. Yama58-4, 3795 nucleotides. Lineage: Eukaryota; Viridiplantae; Streptophyta; Zygnematophyceae; Desmidiales; Closteriaceae. The record is from the annotation of a GenBank genome assembly.
AUGCAUAAAGUUAUGAGAGGAGCGGCUGUGGCAGUCUCGGGCGAGAUCAAGGGGAAAACAGCGAACAUUGCGGGGGAUGUGGUAUCUAAGACAGCGAACAUUGCGGGGGAUGUGGUAUCUAAAACAGCGAACAUUGCGGGGGACGUGGUGUCGAAGACAGCGAAUAUUGCGGGGGAGAUGGUGUCUAAAACGACGAAUCUCAAGGGAGCAUUGAAGACCUCGCUUACCUCGCUAGGGAGCCGUCCACAAGCCACUAUAAUCCGACAGCGCCAACCCCUUGGAGCCGCGUCUGCCUCUGCAGAGUCCAUCGAAGCACCGUCGGGCCCGGACGAGUCCUCGGAGCAUCGCAGAGCAAAUCUGUUUCCAUCAAGUCUUCCGCUUCCCUUUUCCCGUUGCAAUGUGCUGCAAACUCCAUUUCCCAGCAGGAAGAUUGACGCUGACGUGGCAGAAUACGACUCCUUAGAGCUGCGACAGCCUCUGCUGAGUCCGUCGAAGCACCGUCAGGGCCGGGUGAGCCCUCGGAGCAUCGAGUAUCUUUCCCUCUGGUCCGACGUUGACCGCUACUUCCCAAGCGACCGCUCCAUCAGCUUCGAAGAUUCCACCCUACCGCAGUCCACCGCCUCCCACGCCUCUUCUACUCAUAACCCCUCUGCUGCCUCCUCUGUCCGCGUCUCCAUCCGCGAGUCUAUUCGCGAGCCAGGCGAUGAGGAGCAAUCGGACGGCACACGUUCGACAUGUCCCACCCUCACCCCUCCGGCCGACCAAUCAGAGGCUUCGAUUGCAUGUGAUCAGGACCCCAUCAGCUUCGCGCAACCCAGCACGCAAGCGGUUGAGAUGAGUGGUCCAGAUUGUAUCGAGAUAGAGGGAGAUUGCAGUGCAGAAGAGGUGUUUGUGGUUCCUCGGUUGGGGCAUGAGGAGCCGGGGGAGGAGGACGGGGAGGAUGACGGGGAGGGGGGCGGAUUGGGUGAGCGUAGGCGCGCGGGGGAGGAGGAGUUCAGCAUGGACCUGUGGCUCAUGGGGAGCAGCACCGCGGGCGGGUUUCCUGCGAGCAGCUCGCAGGGCCAACACACUCCCGCUGCCCGGGACGGCCUGCCCCCCCCUUCUCCGAGCCUCCCAAACAGCCAAUCGCAGGGAGAUGCUGCGGGGAGGGAAAGGGAGGGAAGCGCAGGAGCGGCCAUGUCAGCGCAGAUGCGGAGUGAUGUGGAGGCAGGCGGGGAUGGUACUAGCGGGGGGAAAGCAGAGGGGGGGGAAGCAGAGGGGGGGGAAGCAGAGGGGGGGAAAGCAGAGGGGGGGGAAGCAGAGGGGGGGAAAGCAGAAGUGGGGGGAGCAGAGGGGGGCGGAGCAGAGGGGGGGGGAGUAGAGGGAGGGGAAGCAGAGGGAGGGGAGGCAGAGGGAGGGGAAGCAGAGGGGGGGAAAGCAGAGGGAGGGGAAGGUAGGAGCGGGGGGAAAGCAGAGGGAGGGGAUGGCGCAUCCCUGUCUGAAGGCUGGCUCCCAUCGCCUACCAUGGUGGUGCAGAGCCCGUUCGGGGUUUGCAAGCACCUAGACGAGCCAGGAACGGGGCAAGCGGAGGAGAGUGGGGACAUGGAUCGGGUGUGGGAGGAGCUGUACGUGCAGAGGGAGUGUGCGUCGCUGCCGUGCUCCCCCAGGGAGGCCAGGCGGGCCCUGCCCGCCCUCAAGCGCCUGCUGACCGUCCGCCGGGGGGACUCUGUGCUGCGCACUGACAGCCGUGACAGCCUUCCCAGCCCGGACAGCCGCAGCAGCUUCUCACCCCGCGCCGCCGUCGGGAAUGACGGCUGGCAGCAGCUGGGGGCGGCGGGUGGGGAGGGAGACGUCCCGCGACGGUGGCGGCGGCGGCGGAGUGGGUCGGUGGAUUCUGUCGAGAUGGGGGACUCGGGUUUCUCACACAUAGCUGCGAGCGAACUCGCCCUGCGCCAGUUGUUGCCGCCCUCGCAAAGCCCGCCCUCUCAACGUCUCUCCUUGCGCGUUGAAGAGGGCAAUGAUGCAGGGUGGCACGGGCAGCCAGGGGUACGGAGUGAGAGAGUGAUUCCAGUGGCCCGCUCCGUCCCAUCGCCUCUACAGCCACCCUCGCCUCUACAGCCACCCUCUCCUCGCCUGCCGGUGGUGCGAUCUACCCCGGUCAUGAGCUAUGAGCAUCCAGCACUCACCUACAUCAAUGCACGCACCUACCUCAAUGCAUUCACCUACCUCAAUGCACGCACCUACCUCAAUGCAUUCACCUACUUCAAUGCACUCCGCUUCAUCAAGGCAUUUCCCUCCAUCAACACAGCUGCCUCGGUCAAUGCAUUCCUUUCAGCCAAUGCAGUCUCUGCAGUCAAGGCAGUCACCGCAGCCAAGAUGGCGGGUGACUAUCUUCAAGAGCAGACAUCUUUCCGCGGCGCAUCCUUCAACCGAGGUUCAAUGAGGGAUCUGAUGGGUGUUGACUCGGGACGAAUCAGAGACGAGAGUUCCGCGUCGCAACGUGAUCCCUGCGGGUGCGGAGCUCUCGAGGCGUCGGCGUGCAUUUGUAGCACCGGCGUGUCUUCCCCCUCUCCUUCCGCGCGCAAAUGCUCGACCAAGCCCAGCAGCAGCUUCCGCUUCUUCGCGUCGCUCAACCGGUCCGUCAAAAUCGAGAUCCCCGACGAUACCCUUCCGCACCUGCCGGUUUCGCAGAGCCUACCAGAUCCUCCCACAGACUCCGCCGCUCUUUGCGGUGGUCGCGACCCGAGAAGCACGCUGGAGCUUUUCCAUUCGUCGUCGCAGCCGCCGCUAUGGCAACCCAGCUCGCCCGUCGGCGUGCGCAGUCAGUACGCGGAUGCGAUUCGGGAGCGCGCUCGGCGCGCAAUGGCGUCGCAGGAGGCGAUGGACAGCGCGUGGGAAGACCUGCACGUCGCACAGGUCGCACAGAGCACGCCGACGUCGCCGUGUCGGUCGCCCGGCGCCAUCAGCAUGGUGUCGCCCAAGUCGCUCAGGCGAAUGCUGCUAGCGCCCGUCCUCGCGUCCACGUCAGCGCGCAAAUCUAGCAGCGCAGCGGGUUCGUGCGAGAAGGAGGCGCGGGGGACAGGGUCUGCGCGCGCCAGUGCGCCGAGAGGGGGAGGGUCCGCUGUUGAGCGCGAGAGCGGGCGGCGCACGAGCUCGUUGAAGGGCAGCGCGGAGUGCCCUGCCCGCGUGGGUUGGCCAGGCGGGCUGUCUAGUAGAGAGCCCGAGAAAACGCAGAGCGUUUCUAGCCCUAGGAUGGAUCGAAAUCUAACGGUGGACGUGAGGCGCGCAAGCGAGAGCACCGCCGGUUGCGCGGACCUUGACUUUUUCUCCUCCGAGUGGGAAUUCCCGGCCGCGCAGAGCGUGCCCUGCGCGCACAGCGGGGGGGAUGCGGAUUCCCCCCCGGACUCCCCGCGCGCGGUCUUCGGGCACAGCUGCAUGCCUCCCGCCAUCUCCGCCGGUCUCCGCGUAAUCUCCUCCCCGCGCGCCUCAUCUCCGCGCCUCCCCUCCCCCCGCUCCCCCUCGAUGCGCCUCCCCUCCUUCUCCUCCCUCUCGCAUUCCGCGACCCCCCCGUCCCCGCGCUCCCCCUCCCGCCACGUCCCCUCCUCCUCCCCCGCGUUCCCCUCCCCGCGCGCCAAGGGCAAGGCCUCCCCUCCCGCCCUCCGCAGCGCGCACUCGUGCUCGGGGCCUCUCAGCCCGCAGGUUUCGCGGAAGGUGCCUGCGUGGGAGGAAGAGGAGGUGGCGGUGGUGGGGACGCUGCUGGCGGCAGGCGCGGGGGAGAUCGCUGUGCCCGCCGCUGGCGCCAAUGGGAGGAAAUAG